Molecule: messenger RNA, 1239 nt
Organism: Adineta ricciae
Lineage: Eukaryota; Metazoa; Rotifera; Eurotatoria; Adinetida; Adinetidae
Source: the annotation of a GenBank genome assembly
AUGGAUGAUAGUAAUAACUCGAUUGCCCAAGAAACUAUAGAACGCGAGAACAUGAAGCGUGAAGGUUUAAAUGCACACAUCCAGAGCGUUAGUGAAGAACUUCUAAGAAAAGAAAGCUGGGAAGAAUUCAAACCGGAUGAAAUAGCUGAAGCAUCGCUUCAAGUUGCAACUAUGAACACGAAUUCUUCUGAUGAAGAUGAGCAAACACGUCGUUUUCAACAAUUUAUAUCCAUUGCCACGAACUUCUCGUCAUUGCCCUUCGCUCAAAGACUGCUCAAGAUUCCUGAUCUAGUCGAAAAUAUCAAACAAUUAAUUGAAAACAUGAUAAAAGAAAUUCAAGAGUACAGCGAUAUGGCAAAUGAACUUCACGAUCUCAUUGAGUGUUUUGUUCGUAUGGUAAUGCAAGCGAAGCAUAGUGUUAAUAUGAUGCUUCCUUUACUUAAAGAAACUACAACACAAAUGGGGAUUGUUCAAGACGUUUUGAAGCCCGACCCAAGUAACGCACUGAGUGAUACAGACAAAAAAGAUAUCAGACUUGCUCUGGACCAAAUGUCGUCCGGAAUCAAUCAAUUACUCAAUUUAUCUAAAUCCGCAGUAAUUGAAAGUCGACAAUUAGAUGAUCACGUACACAAUAUGACUAAUUCGGUCCAAUCAAAAAAGGUCACUGUAGAAGAACGGUUAGAAAUUGCAAACUUUUGUCUCAGGUAUGCUACAGGAGCCAGUUCGCUCGCGUCAGGCGCUGCGGCUGGAGGAUUCGUUGUGGCUGAAGCAUUCGGUGGUGUUGGCGCAUUAGUUAUUGCAGGAACAGCUUUUCCUCCUGUUACUGCUAUUAUUGGCGCAGCUAUUUUAGGUGGUAUUGGCGCUAAAACAGCUACCAUUAUGGUACAAAAAUUUUGGGUUCGUCAUCAAUUAAAAGCACUUGGUUAUCUGGAGAAGAUUUUUGAAAGCUUAAUUGAAUUAAAGUCGGCAAAUAGAUGUUUUAUGUGCCGUAUGGCUGAUACGGAAGAGAAAGCUAACGCUGUCUCAGUACAUAUUCAAGGUAUACAGCUAUGUUUAGAGAGCGAACGACAACGACGCGCACAUCACGAUGUCUGCAAUGUAGCUAUAGGAUCCACAACGGCAAUGAUAGAGAGCCUCGAACGAAUAUCCAAUCUGGAUAUAUCUAAAUGGACUGAUACUUCACAUAUCAUCAGUUCUCCGACACCAAUUAUGCUGACAUACGUGGUCAAAGACACAUGA